This is a messenger RNA of Ceratosolen solmsi marchali, 1564 nucleotides long. RefSeq names its product CCR4-NOT transcription complex subunit 11 (gene Not11). The coding region runs from base 73 to 1455 and encodes 460 amino acids. Gene Ontology annotation, cellular component: CCR4-NOT complex. The transcript is spliced from 4 exons. The record is from RefSeq and is a predicted model, not a curated record. Lineage: Eukaryota; Metazoa; Arthropoda; Insecta; Hymenoptera; Agaonidae.
UCAAUGUUGAGAUAUAUUGGAAGCAUAGUAUAAAUUAGUGCACAACUAUAAUUGAAUGUAAACAUACAUACGAUGUCACUACCUGUGAAAGACUUAACCAAAUUACUAGAUUUAUUAGAUGAAGAAAAUGCCAAUACGGCAUUAGAAAAUUUGUCAAAUCAAUUACAUUUAACUUUUCCACGAGAAGAUCGUUUUAAAGUUGGAAUGACACUACUUCUUUUAUUGCAACAAGUAGACUUAUUAUCAAAAGAAUUACAGCGAAUAAUUGCAGUUGCAAUGCUUUUUGAUCUAUAUAAAGGAGAGUCUUUAGCCAAUACACCAUUUGCACCAGUUUUUGUACAAAUUUUAAAAACACCUGGUGAAAGCAAUGAUAAAACCCAAUUUUCAGGACAUAUUCCAGUUUUAUCACGUUGUGAAAAAUAUUUAAUUGCUAGUUUAAUGGGAUAUAAUUACAAAGAUAUAAUCAAAAAAACACCUAGACAAAUAAUCGAAGAACUUUAUCUUCUUCCUAAUCCACCACCUUAUGAUUCAACUGAUUUACAAUUACAGCUAGUUGAACGUCGAUCUGAACUUCCUGCAGUUGAAAAAUGUGGUAAUCCAGUUAUCUUAUCUGAUGUAACAGAUCAACCUAAAUUAGGAGUUAUAAAUGAUACAGAUGCAAAAAUUAUAAGUAAAAGUAUUUUAGAAUCUCUUGUGAUUGGCGAUCCACCGCCUUAUAUUCAAAGUUCUCAACCAGAAUUUUUAAGACCAGCUCCACCAAUUCAUCGAUCUACGUUAGAUGAAGUACCAUGGAUGAAUAUGUCAGAACCAAAUCAAUUUAAACUUGAAUACGAUACAAGUAUGUGUGUAUCAAACUGUGCUGGAGCAGAGGCGAGAAGACUUAUGGGUCGAGCAUUUAAAAGUGUUUUAACAUUACAACAACAGCAGCAUCUUGUAACCGAAUUACAUAAAGAUCCGAAGCUUGUUUAUCAUAUUGGACUAACACCAGGAAGGUUACCAGAUCUUGUUGAAAAUAAUCCAUUAAUUGCUAUUGAAGUACUUUUAAAAUUAAUGCAAUCCAGUCAAAUAACAGAAUACUUCAGUGUACUUGUGAACAUGGAAAUGUCUUUGCACUCUAUGGAGGUUGUUAACCGAUUAACAACAACAGUAGACUUACCUACUGAAUUUGUUCAUCUCUACAUAAGUAACUGCAUAUCAACUUGUGAAACUAUUAAGGAUCGCUACAUGCAGAACCGAUUAGUACGAUUAGUCUGUGUUUUCCUUCAAUCAUUAAUUAGAAAUAAAAUAAUUAAUGUACAAGAACUUUUUAUCGAAGUUCAAGCAUUUUGUAUAGAAUUCAGUCGAAUAAGAGAAGCAGCUGCUCUCUUUCGUCUUCUGAAACAACUGGAAUCAGGUGAUACAGCUGGAUUGAAUUCAACACCAACAUCCAAAAACAAUAAAGUAGACAUGUGUUAGCUGUGCAUUUAAAAGAUAUAAAAUUAUGGAAACAUCCAGAAUGGAAUAAGGAUAUCUAUAAAUUUAAUCAUGUGAUCAUAUGAUUAUAUCAUUCAUUCAAGGCGAUUUU